Haliotis rufescens (red abalone) is the source of this 3165-nucleotide messenger RNA. Its product is annotated as tripartite motif-containing protein 2-like. Gene Ontology annotation, molecular function: zinc ion binding. NCBI's taxonomy places the organism in Eukaryota, Metazoa, Mollusca, Gastropoda, Lepetellida, Haliotidae. The record is from RefSeq and is a predicted model, not a curated record. The transcript is spliced from 3 exons. Bases 70 to 1995 code for a protein of 641 amino acids.
GGUUGUAGUUAUUCCAGGAACCAGGAAGAGAGGCGACUUCAGGGAAGAGAGCUCCACGUUGUAAUAGAGAUGGCGACCGCUAAGAAUCUGACAGAGAACCACCUCACCUGUGUCAUCUGUUCUGAGGUGUUCACAGACCCUGCCACACUUCAGUGUCAUCAUACAUUCUGCAAGUCCUGUCUGCUGAAAUACAUCAACACACAGCCUGAAGCAGUACAAGCCAAGUCCAUACCAUGUCCCUCCUGUAGACAACUGACGAAUGUGACCAACCCUGACAGUCCAGUAGAGGAGUGGGUCAGUCAGCUGAAACCAAGCCAUGUCAUACAGGGGCUGAUGGACGACUUUGGACCCGACACAAAGGGUGUGGAGGAACACUUGUGCAGUGUUUGUAGAAAACAAGGAAAGACAACUCCAGCCACUUCUUGGUGCUCUGUCUGCGAUGUUGUGCACUGUGAAGGAUGUCUCCAGAUGCACAACAUGAUGCCAGGGUUGUGUGACCAUGAAGUAGCUCACUUGUCUGAUCACACCAAAAUAAAGGUCAAGCGUCGCUUCAUGUGUAAAGUCCACAGAGAUGAAAAGGUGAAGUUGUUCUGUAAAGACUGCAAGCAGGCAAUAUGCACGAUAUGCUGCAGUAUAAAACACAGGGCAUGUAAGGAUGUUGAUACAAUAGAGAGUAUGACCCCUCUUGUGAAGGGACAACUGACAAGCAAACUAGAGAAACUUGGAAUCAACGUUGCAGCUACGAAUAAUAUCAUAACCUGGAGAAAAUCUACAAUUCAAGAUGUGAAGAGUAAUUCACAAACCCUUAAAGAUCAAGUCAUAAAGACACGAGAGACAGUGAUGCGUGUUAUUUUAAGAAAAGAGAAGCAACUCCUUGGUGACAUCGACAAAGCUACUGAUGAACAAUUACGUGAGUUACAAGCAGAUAUAAAAUUCCAGGAGAUCGAGCUACAGAUGUACCAGCAGCAGUAUGAGUUCACAGCCAAUGCUGUGACGUCCAACUGUGAGUCGGACAUGUAUGCCGUCUAUGAGUCGAUGGGUGAGACGUCUACAGACAUCAGAGACACGGACAACAGGCCAGCAGCAGGAAGGGUUGUAUUGACACACGACCUGGACAAGCUGAGUAAAGCAGUUGAUGAGCUACAGCUGGGGGAGGUUCAAGUCGUCCAUGAUGUGAGUGACCCCGAGUCUUCUCCUGUUCUACAUCACACCAUUGAUUGCAAGGAAGGUGGGGACAGGAAGGAUCCUUCGGUGCGUGACUUGACAGUGUUGACUGUUGAUGGCAUCAAAGUGGUGGUAGUUGCAGAUUACAAUAACAAGAGACUCAAAACAUAUUACACAUCAAACUUCAAAUCCUUUGAUAAUCAGCUUCUGCUUUCUAGUGAGCCUUGGCAAAUAGCAAAGUUAAGUGAGAGUCAGAUAGCGGUCAGUGUUCGAGACAGUCAGGAAAUAGUUACAGUGAAUGUUACCCCAGAUCCUGUAUUGCUGUCAACUAUCAAAACAAGAAAGAAGUACUACGCCCUGGCCUGUCUGAGUCCUUCACAGCUGGCGGCAGGUACAUGGAGACAGUCUUACUCUGUGGACAUACUGGACAUGACAGGGAGGAUACUGAGGUCUAUCAACACGGGGGUGAUAGGGACUCCAGACUACAUCCAUGUCACCAGAAACAAGAACUUGAUAGUCAGUGAAGGAGCAGUAAAAUCCCUUGUAUGUGUGACCAGUGAAGGAGACGCUGUUUUCACCUACACUCCCACAGGAGACAGAGCUCUGGCACAACCUCAGGGUGUCACAACAACCAGCACAGGAGACAUCCUGCUUGGAGACAAACGCUCCCACAAGGUGAUUCAGCUGACAGAGUCGGGGCAGUUUGUCAGAGAUGUCCUCACACAACAGGAUGGUCUGGAAUAUCCUGGUGGUGUCUGUCUUGAUGCUGGCGGCCUGCUGUAUGUUACGUCUGACAGAUAUGUAAAAGUAUUCAAAUUCUUCAGGCGCUGAAUAUGGAAAUAGAGAUCAUUUUGAUCUUGAUACACAGUUGAAUCUUUCAAAAGUUGACUGCUGCUUUAGGUCAAGAUCGGAUCCAGUUUUUCCCUUACACAAGUAGUCCAUCAUGUCAUUGGUUAAAUACAGGACGACCUAACACCAGUAGUAGUCUGACCUGAUAGAAGUACUUCUCAAGUACAUUUGUGAAAGGAACGCACAAUGAAAGCACUGAAAGAGGACAACACCACACGAGAGAUCACGUGACCUAGACAGUUUUGUUGUUUCAUGUUGUUUAUAGAACAGUAAUGUUGUGUUUUGUAUUGUACUAUAUAUCUGACGUGUGUUGUCAUGGAGAAACCUGUUCACAUAAUUGUGCAUGCUACCGGUCUCUAGAUUAUCAGUUCGACAACCCAUCUCCUAAUUUUUUAAAGGGGCGCUUAACUCUUAUAAAAUACCACUAGCAUUCGGUGAUCUACAGCGGAUAUAAUAAUGUGUUGAUGCUGUAAGAACUGGUUGAGUUUAGUAAAUGUACUAAUUUGUAUCAGUUAUUUCCACAAUCUGGGGUACUGAGUAGAGUAUAAUAGUAACGACAUUCAACUCCAUUCGGACAAUACACUCUCUCUCAGUCAUAUCCCAGACACAUAGGAGAUAAGGAGAUCUUUGCCGUACCGAUGUUCAAGGAAAACAAUGCUAUACACCCAUGCAGGUGAAUUUGUAUUCAUAGUUUACAAGGGACAGGGUUUGGUUUGACAGGUGAUCAAAGGGACACAACUCUGUGCAGAAAUAUGUAUAGUAAUGUUUUCACACUAUGAAUGAGUGACAUAUUUCAUCCAUCAUUGUGUAUUCCAAUAGUUCGUGAUACAUUUUAAUUGCUAAACGUGUUGAGAUCUGUAUAUAAUAGUCAAAUGCACAGUAAAACAUUUUCAAGGGUAGAAGUUGCAAAUUAUUUGUCAUUUCACAGUUCUUGACUUGUUGUCAAUCAUGUUGUUAGAUUGACAGGUGGCGAUAGGUUAAUUGAUAGAGAUACUUGUAUCCCUUCUGUGGCUAAUUUCAUUGAUUGCAUAAUUUGCCUUGAUCUAUAUUCGUAUGUCAUUUCUAUGAAUAAAACUACUUUACUUUACUUUUCUGGAGACAAGAAUAGUUCAGUGUUUGAAACAGAAUGUAUCAAUGAAAACACAGAUGCUU